GCUCACCUGGUAAAGAUAUCAAAGCCAUUGGCAUAUAUUGCUGUUUGCAUGCGCCAAAUAGAGAGAUUUAUCAAGUUCAUUUAUUUACUUUUCAUCAAAAUAGCUGUUCAUCAUGGCCACAAAAGUAUCAAACAACAAUGGCACUGUUGAUUUGACAGAAUCCAUGUCAGACAGUGGAGUUGGGGUUGCAUCUAACUUUCAAGAGUCUUCAACAGAUUUUAUAACCUUGGAUGACUCCGAGCAGUUCACUCUUUCCACCAAUAUUUCAAGUCAGCCAGCAUGUGAUGGCGACAGCCAGGAUGAUGGGCCUGAGGAGGUCCUGGUGGUCCCCAAGUACACAACGGUUUUCACGGACUUCCUAACAGUACCAGAGUUCAGUAUGGAGACGGGCAAGCUUGUUAACGAUGCUCGUCCUAAACGCACCUGCUUCAACUGCUUGGGAGACCAUAACGUGACUGAGUGCAAAGACCCACUCAACCAAAGUAAAAUAGCGCAAAACAGACGAGCUCAUAUGAGCAGGCGGCAAGGCAGCUCAGUUCGUUACCACGAGCUGGCCAGCAACAAGUUUGGCCACUUCACCCCGGGCGUGAUGUCCCCAGAGCUUCGGUAUGCCCUGGGCUGUCGACCUGAUCAACUGUCUGAAGUCUUCUACAGGAUGCGUCUGAUCGGCUACCCUCCUGGGUGGCUGCUGGAAGCCAGGGAGCAGCAAGGGGAAGUCGCUCUCUAUGGCAGUGAUGGCAGAGCUGUGACGAUGCUGGAUGGAGAGGACGGUGAGGUCACGGGUACCGCCAAGUACCGUCCUGAGAAGCUCAUCGAGUUCCCUGGGUUUAAUGCUCCUCUACCUGAACAAUUCUAUGAGGAGGGCCACGUGUACAACUUGCCACCCAUUCAGUCACAACACUGCGUGCACCGCUGGCGUGAGAUCAUGAACAAGAACAAAGUUACGCCCUACAGGAAACGUCGGAUGCGCCCCAUGGACGCCGACAACACUGCCGACCUAGAGACCGCAUUAGAGAUCUCUGCCGGGAACAGCGACUCGCCUGGAGGUUCAAAUGGACAGCCGCCGUCAGCAAGCCCUGCCACACGACCUGGCAAGCGCCGUUUGGACGAGUCGCCGGAGGAAGGGGAAGUGUCUUCUGACGAAGAGAAAAAUUCAAGCCAAAGCAAGAAGCUCAAAUUAUCUGACGAUGUAGCCGCUGCUGGCAGCUCGCUAUUUACUAUAGACUUGGAGCCAUCACCUCUGGAGGAGAGUGUCACGAGUCCCGCAACUGACAUCACCGCAGGAAACGAAAGCACCGCCACUGUAAACGAAAGCGGCUUCUCUACCGUGAAAAGUGACUUCUGCGUUGUAGAUGAGUUGCAAACUACAGCAGAAGGAGCUGAGGAAGAUGACUUCACUGAUCCUGGUCCUCCCGACUCGUCCUCGACGCCUGCUGCUGUUGGAAGGCGUGCGAGACGGCACGUCAAGGCGGCAUCCAAGGGCUUCGUAAUGGGCGCUGUGCUCCCUAAGUCCAUCACUCCCUUCACUUCACUGCCACACCCGGACAAGUGGACGGUCGAUGUUACGGACCACAUCCUAUUUGAAAAUUUGCCGGACUCGACCGGCGCCUGGCAGAACAUGAAAUCUCUCAUGCAAAAAGUCAAGAGUAAAGUUAGUGAAAUACAUGCCGAGAACGAUUGAUUUUCAAUAUAGUUUGAAAAGUGUACAAAUUGCACAGCAUUUUAAAGUAUUUUUAAUAGGAAGAAGUUUUAGAGUAAGUUAUUCUAUUAUUAUGACUGUUGGUUUGUGUCCACUCAGGUGGUUUAGCAUUCCUAUUUUUUUACCGUUAUUGCUGGUCGGUGUUACGUUGCAACUAUCUUCAAACCGAUAAUCUCCUUCGCGUGUUUGCCUAAGUCCGCAAUUUAGCUCCAUGGGCACCUAAAGCACACGAAACUGUUAUCUUGGUAUCAUUUUUAUUUGACCGACACUUAGGAUUGUUUUUCCUUCUACACGUUUAUCCGCAUCCUCUUGAAUAUUCUGCUAUAUGCGAUGUGGAACAUUUGCGUUCGAGUACUAGUGAGUAGCAAGAAAUUUCAUGGAGGUGAUCAUAUGACUGUCCAGAAUUGGCUGCAAUGCUGAGCAAGACACGUGCAGAGUAUUUGAGGUCGCUCUACUGGUUUUUGGAAUUCUAAUCUUGGUAAUUGAGUUCAUUGUUGAAAUUUUAUUUUCUUGUAGUAGUUGUGCGCAGUGUCGAUCGCUUGUGGAAAUUAUCGAAUUUUUCGCUGCUUAAUUAUUAAAAGCUUUUGUUCAACACUUAAAACUCACGAUGACGAAAUUUUAGAUCAUGAAUUGAUCAAUAAUUAAUGUUGAUAUUAAAUUAUGAAAUAUUAAUAAGCUAAAAAUCACAUUGAAAUUGACCACUUUAUCUCUUGUUUGGAAUCGUGGUAAAAUUUCGCGGUGUCUCAUACCUUACUUUGUUAGGUGAAUAAGUUAUUAUUUCAUUACUUAUCUACCUAAUUCCUCUUAGACAAAGGAUGUGGGCUUGAGCAGCUCUCGUUUGUUAUCUCUAACGAGUUGCGUUAUUUAGAGCAAAUCUUGCAGCGCUAAUUGAAACGUUCACCAGACGCACCAGACAGUCCCCAAUCCUGGUUGGGAGCGGCUACACAGAUAGAAUUUCAUUCGAUUAUGCGUUGGUUAUUAAACACUAUCAAGCAAUGUGCGUAAUGGAAUUACAGAAAGGCUUCUGUUACUGCGUUUUUUACUCUUUCAAUAAGGAUGUAUUAUUUGUAUUAUACAUACUUGGAACUUUUU
This is a messenger RNA of Hyalella azteca, 2791 nucleotides long. RefSeq names its product zinc finger CCHC domain-containing protein 8 homolog. NCBI's taxonomy places the organism in Eukaryota, Metazoa, Arthropoda, Malacostraca, Amphipoda, Hyalellidae. The record is from RefSeq and is a predicted model, not a curated record. The transcript has 9 exons. Gene Ontology annotation, molecular function: RNA binding. Bases 113 to 1681 code for a protein of 522 amino acids. Gene Ontology annotation, cellular component: catalytic step 2 spliceosome.